Elgaria multicarinata webbii is the source of this 4108-nucleotide messenger RNA. RefSeq names its product KAT8 regulatory NSL complex subunit 3 (gene KANSL3). The record is from RefSeq and is a predicted model, not a curated record. Gene Ontology annotation, cellular component: NSL complex. Gene Ontology annotation, biological process: positive regulation of transcription by RNA polymerase II. The coding region runs from base 465 to 3938 and encodes 1157 amino acids. NCBI's taxonomy places the organism in Eukaryota, Metazoa, Chordata, Lepidosauria, Squamata, Anguidae. The transcript is spliced from 23 exons.
UUUCGCCGCCCGCGCCGGGAUCCGGACUCCGCGUCUUGUGGGCGGCCGUGACGAGAGGGCCGCGCAUGCGUAGACGCGCCUGAGGCCUGUGGAGAGGCUCCGGGGCGGCGUCGCCUCCACUCGCAGCCGCCCUGCCUGUCCUGUCCUAUCCUAUCCUUCCCUCCCUCCCUCCCGUCGGGGACGAGGCGCUUGCGCGGGCAGCCGACUACGAGGGGAACAAGCAAGAGGCCCCGGGGCUCAAGCGCGCGCUCCCCCCCCCGGCGAGGGCCCCGCCCAGCAUUGGCGGGGGGCACUCCGGGCCGUCUGCUCAUGCUCAGGGACACUCCCGGUUCCCAGGCCGCCUCUUCUUCAGGGCUCCAAUCGCUUUGCUUCGCAGGCCGCCUCGCGCUCCGGAGAAGAGCAAGAAUGUGGGGCUGUAGGAGUAAUUUGUGCCAGUGCUAGCAGUGAAAGCGUGUGACCAAGACAUGACUUAUCGAGGCAACGAACGAGACUUCCAAACCUCAGCACGGAGGAUGGGGACAUCUCUGCUUUUCCAGCUGUCAGUCCAUGAGAGAGAACUAGACCUGGUCUUCCUCGACCACAGCUAUGCCAAACCAUGGAGUGCCCACCCAGAUGCCAGCAAUGCCCGUCCCACUCGUCUGCUCUUUGUUACUCCCAAGAGACAUCAAGAUAACAGCACCAUUGAGGCAGAUAUUCCCAUUGAUGUGGAAACGGUGACAUCUACACCUGUGCCACUCUAUGACAACCAGAAAGCCCGCACUGUGAUGAAUGAGUGUGAGCGCCAUGUGAUCUUUGCCCGCACAGAUACUGAUACGCCUCCUCCACCUGACGACUGGGAGGAGCAUAUGAACAGGUCUGGCUGGACAGUGGCCCAAAAUAAACUCUUCAAUAAAAUCCUCAAAGCCUUGCAGUCUGACAGACUGGCUCGCUUAGCUAAUGAAGGGGCUUGCAAUGAGCCGGUGCUCAGAAGGAUAGCAGUGGACAAAUGCGCUCGGCGGGUCCGUCAGGCUUUGGCGAGCAUCAGUUGGGAUACCAAGCUGAUCCAGUGGCUUCACACAACUCUGGUGGAGACGCUCAGUUUGCCUAUGCUGGCGGCUUACCUGGAUGCUUUGCAGACUCUUAAGGGAAAGAUUCCCAGCUUGAUCGAUCGGAUGCUGUUGUCUUCUACUGCAAAGACAGGAGCAGCAGGUGCUGAGGCCCUGUCCCUCUUGCUGAAGAGGCCGUGGGAUCCAGCUGUAGGUGUCCUUUCACAUAAUAAACCAAGCAAGUUGCCUGGUUCUCCCCUCAUCCUGCUGGCAUCUUCUGGACCCUCCAAUUCAAUGUUCCCCACUUCUCGCCGGCAUCGCUUCUGGCAAUCACAGCUCUCUUGCUUGGGAAAGGUGAUUCCAGUUGCUACCCAUGUAAUGAACAAUGGCAGUGGAGUUGGAGUGUUGCAAUGCCUGGAACACAUGAUUGGUGCCGUGAGAGGCAAAGUCCUCGAGAUCCACAGCCAUUUCUCCCACAAGCCAAUAAUCCUGAUUGGCUGGAACACAGGAGCGUUGGUGGCCUGUCAUGUUUCGGUGAUGGAAGGUGUCACUGCAGUUGUGUGUCUUGGAUUUCCUCUCUUGACAGUGGACGGGCCCAGAGGGGAUAUUGAUGACCCACUUUUGGACAUGAAGACUCCAGUUCUCUUUGUGAUUGGUCAGAACUCUCUGCAGUGCAACAGCGAAGCAAUGGAAGAUUUUCGAGAGAAGCUUCGAGCUGAAAACAGCCUAGUGGUGGUUGGAGGAGCCGACGAUAACCUCAGGAUAAGCAAAGCCAAAAAGAAGUCGGAUGGCCUGACCCAGAGUAUGGUGGACAGGUGCAUACAGGAUGAGAUAGCGGACUUCCUGACUGGUGUGCUCACCCGAGCAGACAGCCACUCUGGCUCUGAUCCUCGGGAUCUAGAUGCUGAGAAGAAGAAGAAAACAACGACCCGGGACUUGGCCAGGAAGGAUCUGUCUUUUGACAUGCCAGAAAGAAGCAGCCGGCCUGCAUCCCCUGCAGCCAAGGUCCCAGCUUCACCGUCCGGGUCGGAGGAUCUCUCCAGCGUUUCCAGCAGCCCCACCUCGAGUCCCAAGGCUAAAAUGGCCACGGUGUCCUCUGUUCAGAAGUCCAGUCAGGUUGGUGCUUCCCAGCUGCUGAAGAGGCCUGUGCAGCGACCCGAAGCGGCCCUGACCCACAAGCAGGCCCAAGCUCAGUUUGCUGCCUUUCUGAAACAAAACAUGCUGGUGAGGAAAUCUCUUCCUCCUGGCACCUCUUCAUGCCUCUUUGUCUCUUCGGAGCAGCAGCAGCCAGAGGCAGGGGAGAAAGAAGACCUGCGAAUGCAGUUGAAGAGGCCCCAGGCCCCCAGCCCAACUCACUGCAGCAAGUCUUCCAAGCGAGCCAAAAUCAAGGUGACCAUUGUCUCCCACGGGGAAGCAGCUGGCACAGGGAAUGGAACAGCUCUGGAAGUACCAUCAGAAAUAGCUGCAGCGAAGCCUCUUGCUGUGACCUUGGGACAGACUGUGGCAGCAGGAGCGAAGGAGGCAACAGGAUUGUUCACCACCCCAAAGCUGAGUGCUGUAGCAGAGAGCCCUUCUGCCAGCCCUGCUCCCUCAGCCGCUCUGCCCAGCAGCACAGCCCCGAGUGCUUUCCAUGCCCUGCAGAACAGACUGGCAGCCAGUAGCACCCACUGCGUUCAGGCUCAGCCCGCCAGCACACUCCAAGGGGCAGCGUCAGCCAGCAGCCUCCUGCAAGGCUUGAGCUUCAGUCUGCAGGACAUCGGCCCAAAGCCAGCAGCCCUCCCAGCCAGCGGGGCUCCUGCAGGACCCUUGGUGCAGACCUCAGCCCUGAAGACCUCAGCCCCACUCCAGAACCUGACCACUAUCACCACCAGUGCAGGCACCAUUGUCCGUACAAUCCCCGUUGCCACAUCCUUAUCCUCUCUUGGAGCCUCAGCUGGUGCAAAGCCCACCACUAUUCACCAGCUCCUCACCAACGGGGGGCUGGCAAAACUGGCAAGCAGCCUUCCUGGCUUGGCUCACAUCUCCGGCCAGGGGGCAGGCUUCAAAGCCCCAACUACCAUCACGGUGACCCUGCGGGGACAGGCCAGCCGAGUCACCACCCUCAGCCAGGCAGCCAUGGGAGCCGCCCAGCCCCAGCUGGAAGAGCCGCAGCAGCAGCAGCAGCUGCUGCUCACCCAACCUCAGCCACCCCAGGUCCCAGACAGUUCAGCUGGAAACUUGACCAGCCCAGCUUCCAACUCCACUCCUCCCAGCAAGCUGUUACCCCAGGUGGAACUCAGGAAAGCCCAGCCUGGCGCAGAGAUGCCUCCUGCUGACCCUGCAUCUCAGCCAGCCUCAGCAGUAGCACCGUCUGUAGUAACUUCCACAAGCCCCAUGAAGACCCUCUAUGUGAUGUCAGAUGCCAAACUGUCUGCACUCACAAAAUCUGUCAUGGCAGAGGCUACUUCUGUCCCCCUCAAGCCCCCAGUUAUCCAGGCCGCUGCUUGCUCGACCUCUUCCUCCGCCCCUAUCGGAGCUGUGACCUUUGCCACCUCCACACCACCUGUCAAUGCAUCUUGCAGCCUGGCGCAUUCCAAAAUGGGACCUGUUUUGCAGACGACGUCCAAGACAGUGAUUCUGACUUCUACGCUUACAGCCAUGAAGGGUGACCGAGCCCUAGGACAAAGGGGGGAGAAGGUUAAUUUGACCAAAGGCCAUGUCCUUGGGGGCAUGGAAACCCUAGGCAGGGUGCCUUCCGUUAUGGAUGACAGCAGUACCAUCCUCCACACCAGGGAGAGUCUCACGAACAGGCACUUGCUUCCACAGGGCCUGUUGCCUGCUGCAGCUGGCACGCUUAUUGCAUUGGGCAGUAGUAGCUUGGGCAAUUCUCCCAUGGCAGCCACGGCCGGGCCGGGCCUCAGUCAGAAACCAUAGCAGCCCCACAUGCAGGGUCACCAUUUAAAUGUUUUUUGCAUCUGCUAUGGAAGAUAAAUCUUAGGUUUGAGGGCAGGGGUAUUGCUGACUUAUUCCUGUCCUUCAUGGGUGAGGACACCUCACCUGUUUUGUUCCUUUUGUCACUUUUAAUAAACAUAUCUUUUUGUGUA